CCAAUAUUUACGGAAGUGAUGUCUGGUCCUGAACUGUCAUUGCUGUUGUGUCCUGUAUUGUAAAUAUGUGUUAAACUCUUAAGAUACUCGGUUAUCCCUCGCCGUAAUGAUAUAAACCUGCUUGGCUCUCACUUAGCUUCAACGGUCUGCUAACCUGUUAGCUAGUAAGAGCAACUGACGUUAGCUAUAACGAAGCUAACUAGCUUCAAACCGCAGAGCUAACAAGGACUGUGCCUUUUGUUUGUGCUUCGGUGUGUGUGUGUUUUGAGGUCGUGUGAAGUCUAUGUACACGGUUAUUGUAUCUAGUACUUUGGGUUAUUUAGCUCGCUGGUGUUUCUUGUAACGUUGACGAAAGCUAACCGCUAGCUUGUUAGCCAGACGUUAUCACCAUGGGAGCCGAACAGAGCGUAGACUCGGAGCACAAACACUCAGACUACAGCUCCUCGGUGGUGCCCUCCCCAGCGAAGCAGAAAGCAAAGAUGGAUGAUAUCGUCAUUGUGGCUCCGGGGACUCAAUCACUGCGAAAUAUCCACAACGACCCAGAUGUUAUUAAGCUUCAGGAGAUACCUACCUUUCAGCCCCUUUUAAAAGGAGUGCUGAGCGGUCAGACGUCUCCCAGCAGUUUGUGUCUGGAGAGGCUGGAAGCCGCUCAGGUUAUGCAGCUGUGCAUCCGCUACCAGGACCAUCUGCACCAGUGUGCCGAGGCCGUGGCCUUCGACCAGAACGCUCUGGUCAAGAGGAUCAGAGAGAUGGACUUGUCAGUGGAAACCUUGUUCAGCAUAAUGCAGGAGCGCCAGAAACGCUACGCCAAGUACGCCGAGCAGAUCCAGAAGGUCAACGAGAUGUCAAUGAUCCUCAGACGCAUCCAGAUGGGCAUCGACCAGACGGUGCCGCUGAUGGAGCGCCUCAACAACAUGCUGCCUGAGAGCGAGCGGCUGGAGCCCUUCAGCAUGAGGCCUGACAGGGAUUCAGCUUCCAAGUAGCCUCCUUAAACCAGAGCAGCUGAUUCUUACUGAGUCUACAUCCAGAGCUGAAGCCAGGAGGAAGUGCAGGUGUGUGCAGCUGUAGGGAUUACCCCUUUUAAGUUAGUUUGUAUUCAAAGUCAAGGUAGAGUUAAGGUUUGAAUAGGAGAGUCAGUUCUUUUAUUAUUUCCCUUAAUGCAGGAAGUAAUGCAGAACAAGUGCUUUUAAAGUGGCAAUAGACAACUUUUCCCCUGCUAGCGAUUAUUGUUGGCGCCACAACUAGGACAACUACUCCAGACUAUCAGGGAAAGAGCUAGAAAUAUAUUCAAAAAUGUGAUAUCGUAAUUAACUCCAAAAGCUGCUCAUAGUAAUCACAGACCAUGGCUCUUCUGCCAACACCACAGGGGGUCGCUCCCUUUCCUCUUGGCAGUCUCUUCCAAGCUGCAACCAACUCAGCUACUCAGCUUUAUGCUAAUGAAUGUAACUGUGACUUUUUAAAGCAACUUUUUGGGGUUUGUACUAGUUUAUUUAAUUGGAAAAGAGUUGGCAGUACUGCAGAGGACACAGUGCAUUCUAUUUCCACGGCUUUGUGCCAUAAAUCGAGCCUACGUGAUGUGAUCUUUCCCUGUAGACAGAGAAGCAUACUGAAAGCAAGUCUUGUGGAAAACCAAUCUUAAGACUGAUUGUAGCCUUGUGCAAUCAACAUUUAAUUUUAAAUAAGGUAAAGCAAACAACCUGAUACCUGAGUUUAACCACAGCCUUCUGCUCCUGGCGACUGAGCAGCAAAACUCUACAGCUGCAGACUUACAAAGUGCUGCGAUCAAGUGUGUGGAGAUUAUUGCUUUUCCCAUACCUGCAGGGAAUCAAACUGGCAAUCGUCCAGGCACUCGCUUUCCUGAACAGACAAGAGAGGAACAGACACUUUUGAUUGAGUCCGAGUGAACUCCACUCGCCCGAAAAAAACGUGUCCUGCAGCUUUUAAGGAAUCUAAUAGGUGUGAGCCGCAUAACACUUCUAAAACAAUUCCUGCUGCUUGGGGGAUUUGUGCAAAACAUCGGAGCCGAUUGAUUUUGGAUCUUACGCCUCACUCUACAAAUAUUAGUCGUUUGUGAUCCUGAUAUUCUCCUCGAUGCACGCCAAAUGCCCCGCUUGCUGCUUGGAUGUCCACUCCAUGAACCGCUUGCUUACAAGACAAUUUUUAAACUUUCUAAAUGUUGGAAUAUCAUGUCGAAGAGACUCGCGAAGAGUAGAUGGAUUAUUGCCUUUGGAUUACACAAGGAGCCUGGAUGUACUGUACAUUGGACGUAAAACAACAAAGUCUCCCAGGAUACAGAGGAUACUUUUCAAUAUUUCUGUGCUAAAUGAACUUGACAUUAAUUUAUUUGGAUAUGUUGGCUGUUUGCAUGAAAAAAGUAAGAAAAGUGAAACAAAGGACCGUACCUGUUGCUGCGGAUAUGUAUGUAGAGGUGGAGAGAAAACAUUAUAGCAAGUAGGAAAUCCAGCAGUAAAUUUGUGUGUUUGUCAGCUUAACAAUCAUAAGAUACACAAGUCCUCAGAGCUGUGAUAUGAUAUAUGGCCAUGUCUCUGAUCUGAGGAGAGUCAUCAAGUUAACUUCACAUCUGUUGAACAUUUGUUCCUGCAUCACAAAUCAUGCUUGUUUGGCUUCAAGGGUCAAUUAAAUUAUAAAAAUAAAAACACAUUUUCUCUCUUACCUCUGGAGAGAUAAGAUCGCUUUUGAUAAA
Messenger RNA from Trematomus bernacchii (emerald rockcod), 2704 nucleotides. It is a transcript of the gene borcs5, whose product is annotated as BLOC-1 related complex subunit 5. The record is from RefSeq and is a predicted model, not a curated record. The transcript is spliced from 4 exons. Gene Ontology annotation, biological process: organelle transport along microtubule; positive regulation of anterograde synaptic vesicle transport; lysosome localization. Bases 390 to 983 code for a protein of 197 amino acids. Lineage: Eukaryota; Metazoa; Chordata; Actinopteri; Perciformes; Nototheniidae. Gene Ontology annotation, cellular component: cytoplasmic side of lysosomal membrane; BORC complex; synaptic vesicle membrane.